CGCGCACGCACAGGCGGCGGUUCCCGGAGCGCGGCGGCAGCGAGCCGGCACCGGGCCGCCUCAGGCAGCCCUAGCCGGGCUGUCCCGGUCCCCAGCAGCGGGGGUUAGGAUGGCGCUGAAGCGAAUCCAGAAAGAAUUAAGCAACUUGCAGAGGGAUCCUCCUGCCCAGUGUUCUGCGGGACCUAUGGGUAAUGAUUUGUUCUACUGGCAGGCCACCAUCAUGGGCCCGAAUGACAGUCCUUACCAAGGAGGUGUUUUCUUUCUGACCAUCCACUUUCCUACGGAUUACCCUUUUAAACCCCCAAAGGUUGCUUUCACGACCAAAAUUUAUCACCCCAAUAUCAACAGUAAUGGCAGCUUCUGCUUCAACAUCCUACGGUCUCAGUGGUCUCCAGCGCUGACCGUAUCAAAAAUUCUCUUGUCCAUCUGCUCCCUACUCUGCCCCAACCCUGAUGACCCUCUGGUACCAGAGAUAGCCCAUAUCUACAAGGCCGACAAAGAGAAGUACAACAGACUAGCAAGAGAGUGGACCCAGAAAUAUGCUAUGUAAGUGCCUCGGAGGUUUUACAGGAGACAUUGUCCAAGAGAGCUAGCCAGGCAGAGAGGUCUUCCCGUGAAACUCUGAGCUGUUGGCUGAGCCACUGGCAGACCGUCAUCUAUGCUUCAAACAUUGGUCACCCACUUUCUCCAGCCGCAGCAUGUUGGUACCAUCCUCAGCCAUUGUGGCUUUGAAAAUGUCAUGUCUCUGAUGCCAAAUCAGCAGCCAUUGUUGUUCUGAUCUGCAGCCCUUCUUGGGUACACUGGAAUUGGUCCCUCUGCCGCAGCUCAUCUGCUUGCCUCCCGGGGGUGCUGAGCUCUGUACGCCUCCCCUGCUCAGCCUCAAAUGGUGCUGCUGCCUACCAUGGCGUCACAUGGGGGCCUCAGCCUGGGCCCUCACCAUGUGCUCUUUGCCUUUUAAAACUCAGUGCCAUCCCAGCUGUCCAGGGUAGAGUGGGCUUUUGUCACACCCUGUCUGCCACAGAACCACAUGCCAGGGAAUCAGCUCACUCACCCUGGAAGGUCCUGGGAAUUGAGAACAGUGUCACUGGGAAGUGGAGGCCGCCCUGCAGCUUCCACCAGUCUUCCUCUACAGUGCCACAUGCCGGCAUUUCUCCUCUCACACCAAGAAGCAGCAAGUGGAAAAUGUCAGGAUAUAAAGCUCAUAACACCCCAUGAGAGAUGACUGUUUUUAGAAGCAAAAACAAAAUUAUGAAACCUGAAGAGAUUUGGGUUAUACUUUUCUGUGUGAUGUGGUUUUUCGCCAUCCCCUGCUCCUCCCACUAGGAGCCUACACCAAGUCCAAAUGUGAGCCAUUCAUAGACUAGAACACAAGGGAGAGAGACUCUUCUCAAUGUAAAUAAAAAUGCAAUUCACUCAUAACUCUAAAUGA
This is a messenger RNA of Lemur catta (Ring-tailed lemur), 1429 nucleotides long. It is a transcript of the gene UBE2D4, whose product is annotated as ubiquitin conjugating enzyme E2 D4 (putative). NCBI's taxonomy places the organism in Eukaryota, Metazoa, Chordata, Mammalia, Primates, Lemuridae. Gene Ontology annotation, cellular component: nucleus. The record is from RefSeq and is a predicted model, not a curated record. Gene Ontology annotation, biological process: ubiquitin-dependent protein catabolic process; protein polyubiquitination. Gene Ontology annotation, molecular function: ubiquitin conjugating enzyme activity.